Messenger RNA from Daphnia magna, 3076 nucleotides. RefSeq names its product E3 ubiquitin-protein ligase RNF216. NCBI's taxonomy places the organism in Eukaryota, Metazoa, Arthropoda, Branchiopoda, Diplostraca, Daphniidae. The transcript has 12 exons. The record is from RefSeq and is a predicted model, not a curated record. The coding region runs from base 249 to 2579 and encodes 776 amino acids.
UAAAUUUAUAUCUUGCUUUGGAGUCAAUCAGUCUUGCAGGCUGAUCCACAGUCUUUGUUUACUAGUUCUUUAGAGAAAACCAUUCUGUCACUAUAUUUCCAUGGUUAUUUUAGUUUGUAUUGUACAAGUUUUGGUUUUACUCUUCCGGGGUAAAAUAAAAACUGGAGCAAAAUGUGCUGAUUGUGGGGAAAAUUACUUGGGUAACAGGAGGAUAAGAACUGAGAGCCAUUUUCCAUGUUUCAAAGAAUAUGGCUUUCAUGGAAGACGUCGCCCGUAUUCGUGAGGUUCUUCACGCAAAUGCCUUAGACCAAGUGGUUGACAAUGAUAUUCUAGUCGCCCUUCUGCAACUUUAUGAAUCAGACGAUCAACGUGUCGAUUUAGUUAUUUUAGAUUUACAAGGCAUGCUGGGUAAAGAUCUGCCAGUUGGACACCAUUUUGGUGUGCAGCAGCAAAGAUGGGAAGAGUUGCAAAGACCAACUCACUUACCAAAUCCCGGAACCUUUAUUGAUUUGGAAGCCGUCACGCAGGCUAAUAUUGCAGCCGAAGUUAUAGUGAUUGAUCAAGGUCGACCAUCGACUUCGGGCACCCUUGAUGGCCAUACCCCUCGGUUGACUGCAAACAGAAAUAAACGUCACAUUUCAGAUGUUUCCAUUGACACAAGCCAAGCUAAAAGAGUGACGCCAACAAAAGCUGGUGAAGAUCGCCUUCGUGUUUCUGUUACUGCAACAGCUGUUGUUAAUCCAGGUCAGACAGUCCAUGCAGGUGUAGUUACAUACCAAACACCUAAAGCUGUUUUAAUUUCAAUGCCACCUUCAGACACAAGAACGAGUUCGUCCACAGAUGCCAAGGUGCCAGUAAAGAAAGGGAACGUUUAUGAAUCCAAGUAUAGGCAUCAUGAAAGGAAUGAUGUUCGCCCCGUUAACAUAUCGGAAGAUGAUUUGAAUCCUAAAGAGCCCCUCGAAUCAACAUCUAUAAAAUUUCACAAAGCUACGCUAAGCGCCAUUCCAGCAAUUAAUGUCAAAUUUGCAGCCUUCAAGGCAACUGAGUUCAUAACGUUGCGAAAGUCUGCUGGGCGUUUGGAAGAGUAUCUUGCUCUAGUGAAAUCGGACAUGAAUCUGGCCAUACCCAAGGUGGACAUGAAUUGGAAUCCACCAGUGGAAAUGGAAGCGGAACAUCAACGUCUGUUUCAACACGUUUACGACAAGUUUAUUAACGAAAAAGUCGAAUUUCUCGUUCGCGCUCUUCCUGACGUUGAUCCUGACUUUUUGGAAGAAAAAGUGAACAGUGUUCAAGGUGAUGAAGAAAGGAUAAGAGGUUUCCUAACUGAGAUUUUGGAGGGAAACAUGGAAUACCCCACGAGAGCUGAUUAUAAUCGGCGAAAAGAAUACAACGAUUUAGCUAAUAAAUUCUUCACAGUCGAAGAAUUUUUGGAACUUUACGACAACCCUUUCACUCACUUUAGAGACGACAACAGAGUCACUGAUGCGGAAUAUCGCGAGGAAGCUAUUAAUCAACUGAAAAAGGACUUUAGAUUUGCAAGUUUAACGAACAUUCGCCGAGUAUUCCACAACAAAAAUUAUCAUUAUACUCCAGCUUACUUUGAGCUUCUUACAAAUUCAAUGACCAAUCAAAGAAAAACAAAGCGUUCCGCUCAUGAAUGCAUGGGAACAGCAAAAGAUCUGUUUCUAAUCCAGGAGAUCGCAUUUGUGGUCCUACAGCCGAAAAUAGAUUUUUACCUGAAGAACAAGGAGCAAAUGCGAAAGGACGCUGUCGGUAUUGCACGUGCCAACGGAUCUUUGCUUGAUUGCCCUAUUUGCUGUGAGGAUGAACUGAUUGAUCUUGAUCUCAUCUAUUGUCCCGUGGGUCAUGGGGUGUGUCGAAAUUGUGUCCGCCGGCAAUCUGAAGAGCUUAUUGGUUUGAUGAAAAAUCAUGUUCCAUGCCUAUUUCCUGAAUGCUCCACAGAGUAUAGACUUCGUGAUCUCAAGGAGGUGCUAAAGAAGUCAAUUUUUUGCUGUUUGGAAAAAAGACGACAGGCCGAAGAAGUGUCUGCUGCUGGCAUUGAAGGCCUAGAGUCGUGUCCAUUCUGUGAAUAUUGCGAAGUGCCUCGAGAGGAUGACCGUUUAUUUACAUGUAAAAAUCCUGAGUGCUCUAAAGUAUCGUGCCGCCAAUGUCGCGAGCCCAAUCAUUCACCGUUGCGGUGCGAAGAAUUUGCCAUGAAACAGAGACUCAGUCAUUACGUUGAGACCAAAAUGACGGAAGCCUUGGUGCGCCAAUGCCCUACAUGCAAAAAGAACUUUGUUAAAGCAGAUGGUUGCAAUAAAAUGGUGUGUCCUUGUGGCGCAAUCAUGUGCUACAUCUGUCGUCAGCAGAUUAAGGACUACAACCACUUCUCGAAUAAUCCACCUCAACAGCCUAAUGUACCGGUACUGCCCAAACCCCCAAAUUCUAAAUGCCCUUUGUACUCAGAUACCUUAAAGAUGCACGAAGAAGAAGUAGCCAAGAGCGCUGCAAGGGCCCGAGCUGAACUAGCUUCAUCUAAUCCGAACAUUCGUGUUGAUUUAGUUUUGGGCAAAAAUUAGCUGUAGCUCACAUGAAAACAAAUUUUCUACAAGUUCUUGUUGAAAAAGGAAAACAACAAUACCUGAUGUUUCAAAAUGUUUUUCUCUUAACGAAGUCAUCGCGAUGAAAUCUGUACUAUUGUUAUCUCAUCGCAGAUUCCAUUCCUGAUUUGGUAUUCAAAUUCCCAGGCCUGUUUUUGUCAAUUUCCGUUCCCGUUGACUGCUAGCGUGAACUUUCAACUAGUCGUCGUUGCUUUUCCUUUUUUUUUUUUUUUUUUUACGUUUGAUUUUAAAGUUGCUUAAAAAGCAGAUCCAAAAAUGUUUCAAUGUUAAUUGUUUUCAUGUGUACCUUUCAAAACCGAUCGGCAACCAGCCACCACUUAUCACCGUACUUCUAUAUCUGCAUUGUAAAAUUUAUCGGUGUCACCUAGAACAAACUUAUCGAUCAAAUUCCUUAAUUUAAUUCAGAAAAUGUGGAUAUAAAUUAACGUUUUUCGGAAAAGAAGCAGUUGAUUUUC